CACAGUGUUGUUCUUCACUUAAUCGAUCCCAGAUAGCUCGAUUGGAUCGACUCUCGCUUUUUCACGCAAGUAUUUGACUUCCUGCCCAGCCUGGGCUCCUUCCUUUUAGCUGAUCGAGUGCGCCAUGGCUCCAAUAAAGAAGCUGGUGGGCAGGAAACCGGGCGGAAAGAGGAAGAAGCAGCUCCUGAAGUUCACUCUGGACUGCACUCAUCCUGUGGAGGAUGGCAUCAUGGACGCUGCCAACUUUGAGCAGUUCCUGCAGGAGCGCAUUAAGGUGAACGGCAAAGCUGGAAACCUCGGUGGAGGAGUGGUCUCCAUUGAGAGGAGCAAGAGUAAAAUCGCAGUGAACUCAGAGGUUCCCUUCUCAAAGAGGUACUUGAAAUACCUUACCAAGAAAUAUCUGAAAAAGAACAACCUCAGGGAUUGGUUGAGGGUUGUGGCGAACACCAAGGAGAGCUACGAGCUGCGCUACUUCCAGAUCAACCAGGAUGAGGAGGAGGAGGAGGAAGAAGAUUAAGCCAAAAAUCACUCUUUGAAUAAAAUGUCAUUAGAGAAAA
Fundulus heteroclitus (mummichog) is the source of this 557-nucleotide messenger RNA. It is a transcript of the gene rpl22, whose product is annotated as ribosomal protein L22. Gene Ontology annotation, cellular component: ribosome. Gene Ontology annotation, biological process: cytoplasmic translation. NCBI's taxonomy places the organism in Eukaryota, Metazoa, Chordata, Actinopteri, Cyprinodontiformes, Fundulidae. Gene Ontology annotation, molecular function: RNA binding; structural constituent of ribosome. The transcript has 4 exons. The coding region runs from base 125 to 517 and encodes 130 amino acids. The record is from RefSeq and is a predicted model, not a curated record.